GGGAAGAAAACAGAAUAGGCGGUUGGCCUCGGAAAGCGGUGGGCCUCGACCCUCAGCCGCUCCUUUCGCCCUCCUGAAUUCUACGCCCUCGUCGGAGUAAGUUAAAGCAACCUUCGCGCAGGUUGUAGCCCGGAGCGGAAGAGAUGAAGAGAGCGCCUCUUGGGCUUCUUCUUGGCCGAGCGGGGAUCCUGCUGGGUCUUCCUUUUCAAGCGAGCGGCUUUUGAGAGAAGGCAAGAGAGCUUGUUUCUGGGCCAUUGGUUAGGAUGCCCUAGGGUCCCUGCCAAGGCGAGUAACUUUCGGCGGGGCAUCUGGGAAGAGAGAAAUCUGGAGAAAACCAGCCUCAGAAGUGGGGAUCUUCACGAGAGUCGGGGGUUAUGACGCCUUGGCAAUUCUCGGUGCCCUACACCACUUAUUGUUAUUAUUAGAAAUAACAAGUCACACGUCAAUUCAUGGUGGUUUGGGUAUAAACGAUACUUUCCUUUCAGGUACAGUAUUCUCCUAUACAUAGGUUAUGUCGUCUUUACAGUUUGGCAAUUACUUCUAAAUUGUCUUAAAAGGAGAUGGAAGUAUAUUUCAACCUCACCUGAAGAAACUCUUUCUAACUUUGCAGACUGAUUCUUUAAUCCAAGAAAGAUUGGAAGGUGAAGGUGAAUGCUUUGCCAAGCCAAUAAUUGGAAACUCCUGAAAGUUGGUGUGCUGCAUCUUUGGUGAAUUAGUGCAAAAAGGGUAGAAGAAUACAUGUUCACUUAUAGCACAGAAGAGCAUGUUCCCAAAUUCUUCCACUUUGAGUCGUCCACCUUUUCCACUAGAACACCAACGAUAUAAUCUCUUCAUUAAUCUUCCAGUAAAUGUACCUCCAGUUGUCUUUCCUCAGCCACUUCGGAGUACCACAACUCUAGUGAAUGGUACUCUUUCAACCAUCCCACCUGUUUCACCACCACGCUUUGCCUGUCAAAAUGAUAAUCCAUCGCAUGGAUCACCUACACCUAUGUUAUUCCGGCGCAGAAAGAGGUUGAAAGAAGAGGAUGUUCCUUAUGAAGUAAAGCGUCAGCGAUUUCAUUCACCUCAUCGUGAAUUAACUUCAGCUAACCAAUUAGUGCCUUUAAUAGAAGAUCAUAGAUAUUCAUUCCCUGGAUCAAUUUCUUCGCCAUUAUUUCAAGCACAUUACAUCUCAGAUUUAACAGGAUGUGUGCCACCAUUACGAGAACCUUCCUUUAAUAAUGCUAUAGAAGCUACACUUCCUGUAGCCAAAGAUAAGUUAAGUCAGCAAGUACUGGAGUUAUUUCAAGCAUGUCAACAACAAACCUAUGACUUGAACAAAAAAGAGCUUUGCCGUACUCAACUCCAAAGGGAAAUUCAGCAGAUCUUUCCAAAUAGUAGGCUAUUUUUGGUUGGAUCUUCAUUGAAUGGAUUUGGUACUCGUAGCAGUGAUGGUGAUUUGUGCCUAGUGGUUAAAGAGGAGCCAAUGAAUCAGAAGACUGAAGCAAGACACAUACUCAGCGUACUCCAAAAACACUUCUGUAGGAAGCUUGCAAGCUACAUUGAGAGACCUCAACUGAUCCGAGCAAAAGUGCCAAUAGUAAAGUUCAGGGAUAAAGUCAGCUGUGUAGAUUUUGACUUGAAUGUAAACAAUGUUGCAGGAAUAAGAAAUACAUUCCUUCUGAGAACCUAUGCAUACAUUGAGAACCGAGUACGUCCAUUAGCACUGGUUGUAAAAAAAUGGGCAAGCUUUCAUGGUAUAAAUGAUGCUAGCCGAGGCACUUUAAACAGCUAUAGUCUUGUGUUGAUGGUUUUGCACUAUUUACAAACCCUACCUGAACCUAUCCUUCCAUCCCUCCAAAAAAAUUACCCAGAAUCUUUUGAUCCUACUAUGCAACUACAUCUUGUACAUCGAGCACCAUGCACCAUCCCUCCUUACAUUUCAAAAAAUCAAUCUACACUUGGAGAGCUAUUGCUAGGUUUCCUGAAAUACUAUGCUACAGAAUUUGAUUGGAACAAUCAGAUGAUUUCAGUUCGUGAAGGCAAAGCUAUUCCAAGACCGGAUGGUAUUGAAUGGAGAAACAAAUUCAUUUGCAUAGAAGAACCUUUUGAUAGAACAAAUACUGCUAGAGCAGUACAUGAAAAACAGAAGUUUGACGUUAUCAUAGAUGAAUUUCAAAAGUCAUGGCAGAGGCUGAGAGACAGGAAGGAUUUGAACUGUAUACUGCCUGUAAGAGGAAUUAUACAAAAAAGAUGAUUGGCCUCUGUCUCACUAACUGGACUUUUCUGAAAUACAGCAUAUAAAUACAUGAGAUGCCCGGGAUGUGAUUUUUCUCCCUUCCCUGCUGCACUUUUUUUAAGAAGAGAAUUUUCUUUCAGGUUUUUGGUAGGAAAAUUUUUGUAAGAAUUCAAAGAAGAUUGCAACCUUUAUAACAUUAAAUCAAUUUGAACAUUG
Molecule: messenger RNA, 2434 nt
Organism: Protobothrops mucrosquamatus (brown spotted pit viper)
Lineage: Eukaryota; Metazoa; Chordata; Lepidosauria; Squamata; Viperidae
Gene: TENT2
Product: terminal nucleotidyltransferase 2
Exons: 15
Coding region: 764-2236 (490 amino acids)
Cellular component (GO): cytosol
Molecular function (GO): poly(A) RNA polymerase activity
Source: RefSeq, a predicted model, not a curated record